UAUACACCCUUCGCCAAAUUCCCUCCUCUCCUCCCCACCACCACCACCACCACCACCACCGUCGACUGACAUCCCUCUCGUGGCUUCAAUUCCUCCCAGCAUGUGACCAAUGGCUUUCCACCAUUUCAACAGGAAGCAGAGGCUUCUGCUGACCACCUACGCCAUCCUCUUCUCAUUCCUCCUCCUCCUUUGCCGCUUCUGGUCCCUCCGCGACCCGGGCUCCCUCUUCUUCGAAUCCACCGAAGGCUAUCGCCCCAAAUACAGCCUGACCCGCAUCCAGGAAUCGCUCGACUACCUGUCCGUCUACAACCAGACCGGUAUCAGCUACCCCUACCCGCCCAGCGACUACCAGCCGCCGAAGGACAAGACCGCCUGCGUGGGGAUCGUGACGGUGAAACGGCCGCUGCAGCAGAAUCUCGGCACGACGGUCGCCUCGAUCCAGGACACGCUGACGCCGGAGCAGCGGCGCGCGCUGAACAUCCAGGUGCUGUUCGCGCUCAGCGAUCCCGCCGACCACCCGGACUACAACCAGACGUGGCUGUCGACGAUCGUGGACCAGGUGCUCACGUACGAGACGGUGGACGCGCCGCACGUGACGAUCGCCCGCCUCGAGAAGCAGAAGGACAUCAAGCGCAAGUCGCUGCUGGACUACCGCCUGGGCCUGCAGGCCUGCUACGACCGCAGCGACGCCCCCUGGAUCAUCAUGCUGGAGGACGACGUGGUCGCCCAGCGCAACUGGUACGAGCACACCAUGCAGAGCGUGCGCCGCAUCGAGGACGGCCGCCAGCGCGGCCUCCUCCCCACGGACUGGCUGUACGUGCGCCUGUUCUACACGGAGAAGUUCCUGGGCUGGAACUCGGAGAGCUGGCCCGUCUACCUCUUCUGGAGCGCGGUGACCGUCGCCUGCGUCGCCUGGGUGGCCCUCGUCACCCGUCGCAAGGUUCGCGCUACCCAGGGCGUGCUCACCAAUCCUUUUCUUCUGGUGGUCUGCUUCCUCUGCGUCCCCGCCCUCAUCGGCCUCUUUUUCAUGACCGGCCGCGUCACCUGGUUCCCGAUGGAGCCCGGCGUGCACGUCAUGAACGCGCACGGCUGCUGCUCCCAGGCCCUGCUCUACAACCGGGCCCACGUGCCGGAACUCCUGCGGUAUCUGGCCGAACGGGAGGACAAAGUCCCCACCAAGGCGGUGGACAGCGUCAUCGAGAUGCUCGCCGGGAAGGAAGGGCUGGAUCGGCUAGCCAUCUCUCCCUCGCAGAUGCAGCAUGUCGGCGCCGUCUCGUACAAGGAGAAGAAGAAGACGUGGAAGUGGGAAGGCCCGUAUCGUGUCAAGGGCGCCCACGGUGUCUGGAGCAUAGGCUUCGAGGAGGCAUAUACACGAGACUCGUAUCGGUGGUUCGAUAUGUGAUACACCCAUAACCACCUUCCCGCUUGAUGGAAGGUGUUCACCAACCAAAACAAAAAGAGUAUGGUCAAAUGCAAGCAUGGAGGAAGC
Messenger RNA from Aspergillus japonicus CBS 114.51, 1489 nucleotides. RefSeq lists its product as uncharacterized. Gene Ontology annotation, cellular component: Golgi membrane. NCBI's taxonomy places the organism in Eukaryota, Fungi, Ascomycota, Eurotiomycetes, Eurotiales, Aspergillaceae. The coding region runs from base 110 to 1402 and encodes 430 amino acids. The transcript has a single exon. Gene Ontology annotation, molecular function: glycosyltransferase activity. Gene Ontology annotation, biological process: GPI anchor biosynthetic process. The record is from RefSeq and is a predicted model, not a curated record.